GUGGGCUUAAAAAGAGCUCCAGUUCUGGUGAAAGUCGCACAUCUGAAAAACUCAGAGCGAGCGAUUCAGACAGAAUGAUGGGCCUCCUCUCUCUCCUGCUCCUCUUCAGCACAACUCUACUGAUGUCCACUUCUUCUUCUCAUGCCAGUGGAGCAGCAGCCCUGUGCUGCCUGGAGUUUAAAGGCACUAUGGUGCGCCGUGACCUGGUCAAGCGCUACUACCUACAAGACACAGCCCUGUGUAACAUCAAGGCAGUAACGUUUGUCACAGUGAAAGGUAUACGAAUCUGCUCUGACCCUUCGAACCCCUGGGCACAGAAAACCAUGCAGUACCUUAACAAGAAGAACAAGCCUCACACACCGAAAAAACAUCACAUCACAUCAACUACUACUACUACUACUACGACUACCACCACCGCACAACCAGCAAAAAACAACCCUUACAAAAUAACAUUUUCAGCUCACAACCCAAAAAUUGCAUCUCAAUGGCCAACAACUCUCACCACAAGACAAUGAAGAACAUAGCAUUUUCCGGUUACCUCAUAGUAAAUCAGACUAUUGACUUUGAAUAAUUGAACAUUCUCAAAAUGCAGUGUUCAUAACCUUUAUAUAUAUAUAUAUAUAUUUUUUUUUACAAUGUACAAUAUUUAUGUCACUUUAAUGAGUAUCUGGUUACAAUUUAUUUGGAUAGUCCGGAUAGUCCAUCUGUAGAUAUUUUAGAUGGUCAUACUAUCAACAAACUAU
Coregonus clupeaformis (lake whitefish) is the source of this 743-nucleotide messenger RNA. Its product is annotated as monocyte chemotactic protein 1B-like. The transcript is spliced from 3 exons. NCBI's taxonomy places the organism in Eukaryota, Metazoa, Chordata, Actinopteri, Salmoniformes, Salmonidae. Gene Ontology annotation, biological process: cellular response to type II interferon; inflammatory response; monocyte chemotaxis. Gene Ontology annotation, molecular function: CCR chemokine receptor binding; chemokine activity. The coding region runs from base 75 to 515 and encodes 146 amino acids. The record is from RefSeq and is a predicted model, not a curated record. Gene Ontology annotation, cellular component: extracellular region.